Molecule: messenger RNA, 1806 nt
Organism: Anopheles stephensi (Asian malaria mosquito)
Lineage: Eukaryota; Metazoa; Arthropoda; Insecta; Diptera; Culicidae
Gene: Hlc
Product: probable ATP-dependent RNA helicase DDX56
Exons: 5
Coding region: 85-1737 (550 amino acids)
Cellular component (GO): nucleolus
Molecular function (GO): RNA helicase activity; nucleic acid binding; ATP binding
Source: RefSeq, a predicted model, not a curated record
CCUUGGUUGUGAAGAGCUGUCAUUCGAACUGUCAUCGUAAACACGCGCUUCGUAAAUUCAACCCCACAACAGGUACGAAUCAACAUGGACGAACCGGAGAAUGGGCUUAAUUUUCACGAGCUAGAACUAGACGACCGUCUGCUGAGGGAUAUAGCCCGUUUGGGAUGGACCUCUCCUACCCUGGUGCAGGAGAAAGCCAUCCCGUUCCUGAUGGAAGGCAAGGAUGUGCUGAUUCGUGCCCGUACCGGUUCGGGAAAGACGGCCGCGUUCGCUAUCCCAAUCAUACAGAACGUGCUCCGGUACAAGCGCGAGGCGGAGGUACGUGCAACGACCGUACUUGUGAUGGCCCCUAGCCAGGACCUUUGCCAUCAGAUUGCCAAAGUGUUUGCCAGUCUGACGUACUCCUUCGGGCCUUUCCUGCGGAUCGUGGACCUUUCCUCGAAGGAACAGAAAGGAACACACCGGCAUCUGCUUGCCGAGCGGCCGGAUAUCGUUAUUUCCACACCGGCCCGAUUGCGCACCGUACUCGCCGAUGGAACGUUGAACGUGCGGGAUAGUCUUCGCUGCGUGACGAUUGACGAGGCGGAUCUGAUGUUUACGUUCGGGUUUGAGAAGGAUUUGCAGGAAGUGUUGAAGCAUUUCCCGCCGGUGCACCAGUCGGUACUGUGUUCGGCCACGCUGGAAGAGGAUGUCCUUAAGCUGAAGCAGUUGAUUCUUCACAACCCGGUAAUAUUGAAGCUGGAGGAACCACAUCUGGCGGUCGGCAGUCAGUUGAAGCACUAUCAAAUCAAUGCGGAAGAAGCUGAUAAGGCGGCGAUACUGUACACGGCGCUGAAGCUGAAAUUGAUCCAGGGAAAGUGCAUCAUUUUCGUGAAAUCUGUGAAUCGGUGUUACAGAUUGAAGCUGUUCCUGGAACAGUUUGGCAUUCGUUCGUGCAUUUUGAAUUCGGAGCUGCCUAUCAAAAUUCGUUGCCACACGGUGAACCAGUUCAAUCAGGGCGUAUAUGACACGAUCAUCGCUUCGGACGAACAAAUGACCGACAACCCAAAGCUGGUCAAGAAGAAAAAUGCGAAAAAGCCAACCGCCAAGGAAUUGCUGCAGCAAACGGAGGCGGAAUCCAGCGUCUCGCGAGGAAUCGAUUUCCAGUGUGUGUCGUGUGUGGUGAACUUCGAUUUCCCGUCCGACAUCAAUUCGUACAUUCAUCGUGCUGGCCGUACGGCACGUGGCAAGAACAAUGGAAGCGUUCUGUCGUUCGUAAGUGCCGAGGAGCAGGAAAUGAAGACGCGGGUCGAAGAAUUUCUACAAACACUGGCGGGUGAUGCAGAAUUCACGAUGAGCAAUUUCAACUUCAAUCUGGACGAAGUGGAAGCAUUCCGAUACCGGUCCAAGGACGCAUGGCGUGCGAUUACAAAGUUUUCGAUCCGUGAGGCUCGGAUAAAGGAAUUGAAGAUGGAAAUGUUCAACUCCGAAAAGCUGAAGUCGUUCUUUGAGAAAAAUCCACGUGACUUCCAAACACUGCGUCACGACCGACCCCUUCACACGGUGCACGUGCAGGAACACAUGGGUGACAUACCGGAAUAUCUUGUCCCGCCCGCUCUGAAACCGAUGGUGGACAUUAUGAACGCGAAACGGAAGCAGAAGAUGCUGGAAAGACAUGCGACUGCCAAGAAACGGCGAACGAAGGCGGACGAUCCACUGAUGGUGAAUGGGAUCGAUUACAAACAGAUAAACAUGUAACCAACACUGUUCUCUUUACUAUACAACACUUCCUUUCGGUUUAUUAAACAAAUCUACUUGCAAUGCCGA